GUCACCAAUAUCGCAAUGCGCGCACGUAAACAAACAUUUUGUGUGUGCGGGGAUACCCACGUCGUGCUGUCUACGUUUCGCCCGUGUUCUGAGCAUUUGGGGGUAAAGGAAAACCCGAACUCAGCACCACAGAUGGCGUGCUACACAGUGAGCUAGAGGCGUGUGUGCGUCGUUAUCGGGCAACCGAGACAACCGAGAUUAGUGUUGGUGCAUCAUCGCACAUGUGAACCCGCAGCAAACCACCGCACACGGAUUAGGGGGUAACCGGAUUCCACAUCCACCACUCACACCAUGGACCACAUCCUGAUCGAGCCGGACUGCUACAAGGUGUGCCGGAUCUGCAUGGAAAGCUGCGAGGACGACUGUGUGUGCGUGUACGACGAGUUCGAGGACGUGCUGCUGAGCGACGUGAUCCGAGAGUGUGCCCGGGUUGAGAUCCGCAAGAACGAUGCGCUGCCUCGCAACGCUUGCCGGAACUGUGCCGAGUAUCUGAUCAUCGCGUACCACAUCAUACAGAAGUGUCGCGAUUCGGACGUGACGCUACGGUCCAUCUUUAAGCACGAGCUAAACUUGCACCGCGAAGAGCGCAAACCGAACGCGUCGUCGGUGGUCGGGUUGCGUGCGGACGAUAUGGACCCGUCCGGCUACGAGUUCCUGCUAGCGAACGGGUACGACGCCAUGAUCUUGGAGGGUGAAGGUAUGCUGCUGGAGAACGCGGACUGUGACUUUACUGCACCGAGCGAUGAGAAGGCUGACAGCGUUCAGGAGGAAAGUUUCGCGGACACGCCUAUCGAGCAGCAGCAACCACCACCAGUGUCCGGCAUGGAACAAUCGCGCCAAGAAUAUCAGCAUUCCGAGCUAACCCCCCAACUGGAGGACGAGCAAAACAAACCGGUACUGUCAAGCGAAGACAUCGAGCUGAUUCUGGAGUACGAAGAAAAGGCACUUGCAGCGCGGCGCCUGGUUACGGGUGAAACGGUUCACGAGUCGAGCGAAACCACCGAAGAGGACGGAUCGUGCAACGAGCAGAAGAAGUGUUGCGGCUGCCGGAAGCUGUUCAGCAGCGAACAAAGCUUACGGGAGCACUGCCAAACGGUCCAUCUGCCGGUGGAAUCGUCCGUAUCGGAUGGACCGGCCAGCGAGAGUAAACCGAUCCGCUGCCCGGUGUGCUUUAAACGGUUCAGCUCGCGGCAAUUGCUGAAAGAGCACGAACGCUCCGUCAACCGGAAGUAUGUGUGUGCGCAGUGCGGCAAGCGUUUCAUGACGCAAGCCAACCUGGACACCCACACCAAAUGCCACAAAAACAAGGAAACGUACAAAUGUUGCGGCUGCCGGAUGGAUUUCGAGCAGGAGCUCGAUCUGCUCGUUCACUCGCAAAACGUGCACCGGCUGGAGCGGUCGGUCGAUCCGGACAAACCGUUCGAGUGUGACACGUGCUAUCGGCGCUACCCGACGCGCAAAUCGCUCGCCACCCACAAACGCCAGAUCCGCCAGUUCCAGUGCCCGCUGUGCGGUGCCAUGUUUAUGAAGCAGCUCUUCUUGCAGCUGCACCACGAGCGCGCUCACCAGCAGGAGGCGCAGGAGAAGCGUCGCCGGUGCUGUGGCGGUUGCCGCGAGGUGUUCGAGAAUGCGGCCGCCCUGCGCGCCCACUCCGAGCGGGUGCACAAACCGGCCGACGGGUCGGCCGGCUCCGGCACGGACGACGGCAAACCGUUCGAGUGUAACGUGUGCCGGAAGCGGUUCGCGUCGAUCUUUUUCCUACUUCAGCAUCAGCAGAAGGUGGCGCGCGAAAAGUGCUACCCGUGCACCGUGUGUGGCCGCACGUUUGGGCGUGCGCACGAUCUGUCCAACCACGAGACGACCCACUCGAACGAGAUGCCGUUUGAGUGUAGCGUUUGCAGCCGACGGUUCAAGAACAAGCUGUACCUGAAGAACCAUCUUAAGCUGCACGCGAGCAGUGCCAAGGAGCAGGUGUGCGUCGAGUGCGGCAAAGCGUUUCGCACGAAGGACCUGCUCAAGACGCACCUCAUCAGCCACUCGCAGGUGCGCAAGUACGCUUGCACCGUGUGUCCGGCGACGUUCAAGCGGUUGCAGUGUUUGAAAAUUCACACCCGCGUACAUACGCGCGAGAAAGCGUUCGAAUGUGCGGUUUGCCGCAAGCGGUACGUGCAAUCGUCGGAUUUGAAGCGACACAUGCGCACGCACAAUCCGGGCGACGAGGGGAAACCGUUCCAGUGUGAGUACUGUUUGAGGCGGUACCCGCGCAAGGACUAUCUGAAGGUGCACAUUCGCAAGCAGCAUUUGGAAAAGACGGCGGAGCAUCAUCACCAGCAGGAAGGGAUGCACGCAGCGGAAGCAGUCGGCGGCAUCGGUAGUGACGAUGGGAAUGGAUCGUUCGAACGCAACGAUCCACCGAAUGAGAUGAGCGAUUUCAUGGACUGUUGACGAUCGCUUGCAAACGGCUCGUUAAAGCGCGUUUGCAAGUAAUUGCUGUACGUAGAACGUAUAUAUUGUACAAAGUAGAGAAAUGGGGAGGGUGCACGUGCAAACAGAGGGCGCAUUUGUGUACCAUCUUCCAAACACCCAACUGCCAUUGUAAUACAAAUCCCCACUUUUUACCUCAGGAUUUUGAAUCUGUACACCAGAAUCCCAGUUUAAACGGUGCGACAAGACAAACACACAACG
Molecule: messenger RNA, 2685 nt
Organism: Anopheles merus
Lineage: Eukaryota; Metazoa; Arthropoda; Insecta; Diptera; Culicidae
Product: zinc finger protein 2 homolog
Exons: 2
Coding region: 292-2445 (717 amino acids)
Biological process (GO): regulation of transcription by RNA polymerase II
Cellular component (GO): nucleus
Molecular function (GO): zinc ion binding; RNA polymerase II transcription regulatory region sequence-specific DNA binding; DNA-binding transcription factor activity, RNA polymerase II-specific
Source: RefSeq, a predicted model, not a curated record